UAAUCAAUUAAUAUCUCACUCCACCCAUGUACUUUCUUAAUUGGGUGCGGCUUGUUCGGUUCAGGUGAACAAGACUCGAAAUAAUGGACCACAGCGCGGAGGCACUACGCACGGACUUGAUGACCAUAACACGGUUCGUGUUGAACGAGCAAUCCAAGCACCCUGAGUCACGCGGCGAUUUCACCAUCUUGCUCAAUCACAUUGUUCUCGGUUGCAAAUUCGUUUGUUCUUCUGUUAACAAGGUUCGUUCGCUUCGUCAUCUUUCACUCUCUCUCUCUCUCUCUCUCUCUCUCCACAGGUAUUACUGCAAAAUCGAUAUCAAAGUAAUGAAACCUUUGUGCUUAAAGGCCGGUCUUGCUAAGCUUAUUGGACUCGCUGGAGAGACCAAUGUUCAGGGCGAGGAACAGAAGAAACUUGAUGUCCUUUCCAAUGAGGUCUUCAUGAAGGCUCUGAUAAGCAGUGGCCGAACCUGCAUUUUGGUUUCUGAAGAAGACGAGGAUGCAAUAUUUGUGGAGCCUUCAUUGCGUGGAAAGUACUGUGUUGUUUUUGACCCGUUGGAUGGCUCGUCUAACAUUGAUUGUGGGGUGUCCAUUGGCACAAUUUUUGGUAUUUAUGCGUUGAAAGAUGCCCAUGAACCAACCAUAGAAGAUGUCCUGCAACCUGGGAAGAACAUGGUGGCAGCUGGUUAUUGUAUGUAUGGAAGCUCUUGCACGCUUGUGUUAAGCACUGGAGCUGGUGUUAAUGGUUUCACCCUUGACCCAUCUCUUGGUGAGUUCAUCCUAACUCACCCUGACAUUAAGAUCCCCGAGAAAGGCAACAUUUAUUCAGUGAAUGAAGGAAAUGCCAAAAACUGGGACGGCCCUACUGCUACUUACGUGGACAGAUGCAAGUUUCCAAAAGAUGGUUCAUCACCAAAGUCUCUAAGAUACAUUGGAAGCAUGGUAGCUGAUGUCCAUCGUACAUUGCUUUAUGGAGGAAUCUUUUUGUACCCUGCAGAUAAAAAAAGUCCAAAUGGAAAGCUUCGUGUCCUGUAUGAAGUCUUCCCAAUGUCAUUCUUGAUGGAACAAGCAGGAGGACAGGCUUUCACUGGCAAGCAACGGGCACUUGAUUUAGUUCCAGAGAAGUUGCAUGAGCGAUCUCCCAUAUUCCUUGGUAGCUAUGAUGAUGUUGAAGAAAUCAAAGCUCUUUAUGAGGCUGAGGGUGAAGAAGAAUGAACCUGGACAGAAUCCUUUAUCUUUUGCUACUCACAGGCACUUGUUGUCCAAUGUUUCUUGCUGGUGCUCGUAGCAAAACUUGUUAUCUGGUCAUGUAUAUGUUAAUAAAACUGGUUAAUAUGCCUCUCAUGGUUAUAGAAUUUAUUUAUGGAUAAACAAUAUUUAGAUUAAACAAUUUAACAUGUCCUGAAGAUUGAAGAAGGAUAACUGCUUG
Molecule: messenger RNA, 1428 nt
Organism: Abrus precatorius (Indian licorice)
Lineage: Eukaryota; Viridiplantae; Streptophyta; Magnoliopsida; Fabales; Fabaceae
Product: fructose-1,6-bisphosphatase, cytosolic-like
Exons: 11
Coding region: 84-1214 (376 amino acids)
Biological process (GO): fructose 1,6-bisphosphate metabolic process; gluconeogenesis; fructose metabolic process
Cellular component (GO): cytoplasm; cytosol
Molecular function (GO): fructose 1,6-bisphosphate 1-phosphatase activity
Source: RefSeq, a predicted model, not a curated record